Messenger RNA from Paramacrobiotus metropolitanus, 2575 nucleotides. Its product is annotated as pre-mRNA-splicing factor CWC22 homolog. The record is from RefSeq and is a predicted model, not a curated record. Bases 294 to 2366 code for a protein of 690 amino acids. Gene Ontology annotation, biological process: mRNA splicing, via spliceosome. Gene Ontology annotation, molecular function: protein binding; RNA binding. The transcript is spliced from 10 exons. Gene Ontology annotation, cellular component: catalytic step 2 spliceosome. Lineage: Eukaryota; Metazoa; Tardigrada; Eutardigrada; Parachela; Macrobiotidae.
UUUUGAAAACUUGAAUUUUUGAAAAUCUAAAAUUUCCAUAAUAAUUAUUAUAUUUUCCGAAUUUUUGGUUGUUCUGUUAGUUAACUAGUCACAAGUUAUUCUUGAUCUUCGUUUACGCUGGUUCUAUGAUUUUGUGUAGAAAAAAAUUUCGUUGAUGAAAUCGCCCUCUUGAUACACAGUUUUCAAACUGGAUUCCUGUAAAUCAUCGUUUACCCAAGACAGUAAAGGGACACUACCGUGACGGAUACAUCAAUCUUUACCAGAUUUCUUGUAUUAUUCCAUUAUUGAAAACUAUGGAGGAACCCAUUGCUAAAAAGGCGAAAACGGACGAUGAGAUCAUGGCGCUCACCACACGCACAGGAGGAGCUUAUAUUCCACCCGCUCGCCUGCGCGCUUUGCAAGCUCAGGUUACUGAUAAAAGCAGUGUGGCUUACCAGAGAAUCUCGUGGGAAGCACUUAAAAAGAGCCUGCACGGCAUGAUCAACAAAAUCAACGUGGAAAAUAUAGUGAAAGUUACGGAAGAAAUCCUUAAGGAAAAUAUUGUUCGUGGUCGCGGUCUGUUGGUGAAAUCUUGUAUCGAUGCACAAACCCAGUCUCCUACAUUCACGCAUGUUUACGCUGCGCUAAUUGCUGUGAUCAAUACGAAGUUUCCCCAGAUUGGCGAGUUGAUCCUUAAACGAUUAAUUAACAAUUUUCGGAAAGGAUACCGGCGCAACCAAAAAACAGCCUGUUUAUCUGCGUGCAGAUUCAUAGCACAUCUCGUCAACCAACAAGUGGCUGAUGAAAUUGUGGCUUUGGAAAUCGUAACGCUUCUUUUGGAAAAUCAUACCUUGGAUUCUAUUGAAUUAGCUGUUGGUUUUUUGAAAGAAUGCGGAAAUAAGCUUCAGCAGUCGACGCCGAAGGGACUCAAUGCUAUAUUCGAUCAGUUUCGAACGCUGGCGUAUGAAAGUGAUUUGGACAAGCGAGUUGGGUAUAUGCUUGAAGUGUUAGCCCAGAUCCGGAAAGAUGGAUUUAAAGACCAUCCUGCUGUCGCUCCUGGUCUGGAUUUGGUGGACGAAGAAGACCAGUUUACCCACACAUUAACGCUGGAAGACGAACAUGAUUCGGAAGAUAUUCUGAAUGUGUUCAAGUUUGAUCCAGAAUAUGAAGUCAAUGAGGAUAAGUACAAAAGUAUUCGCAAGCAGAUUCUUGGUGAAUCUGAAAGUGAAGGCGAAGAAGGGGAAAGCGAUGAAGAGAGUGAUGAGGAAAAAGGAGAGAAACCAGCAACUGAAAAUGACACGGCAAUUGUAGACAGCACCGAAACUAAUCUUGUUGCACUCCGGCGAAAUGUCUACUUGACCAUUCAGUCCAGCCUGAAUUUCGAAGAAUGUGUUCACAAACUUUUGAAAUUGGAGCUUAAACCUGGACAAGAAACAGAGAUUUGCCAUAUGAUUGUGGAUUGUUGUGCACAACAGCGGACAUACGAAAAGUUUUUCGGUCUGCUGGCAGGCCGCUUCUGUCAGUUGCACCAGACCUACAUUGAGCCAUACCAGAAAAUUUUCAUCGAUUCGUACGACACGAUUCACCGUUUGGAAACGAAUAAAUUGAGAAAUGUUGCUAAAUUUUUUGCCCACCUUCUAUGGUCUGACGCCAUUUCCUGGCUGGUGCUCGGUCACAUAAAGCUGUCAGAAGAAGACACUACUUCGUCGAGCAGGAUUUUCGUCAAAAUUUUAUUCCAGGAGUUAGCUGAAUUUAUGGGAAUGAAAGAGCUGAUGGAAAGAAUUUCCGAUCCUGCAUUGCAGGAAGCGUUCGAAGGGCUCUUUCCUCGAAACAAUCCAAAAAACACCCGUUUUGCCAUUAAUUUUUUUACUUCCAUUGGAUUAGGAGGCUUGACGGAUGCUCUUCGAGAACAUUUGAGCAGCAUGCCUAAACCUCAGGCUGCGCCGGUUACUGCGGAAAGCGAGGGCGACUCCAGUUCGGAUUCCGAGUCGGAUUCUUCAUCUGGCAGCUCAGAUAGCUCUAGCACCUCAUCGGAAUCAGAACAGGAUAACCGUCGGAAAAUGCAGCCUUUAAAGAAGGCAGGCGCUGCAAGGGAUUUCGAUAGGAGCAAACGACCGCGACGAUCCCCGGAAACGAGGGAAGAAAGACGAAAGAAAGAAUCGCCUAAGGUCAAACAGGAACGUAAGGAUUCUGAAUCUCCUCAUUUCAAAGAAAAAAGACGGAGAAGAGAUUCACCAGAUACAAAGCAGUCACGACGUGAUGGAGGUCGUAACGAAGAGAGAGUUCAACUGGAAUCUCGGGAUUAUAGGCGUCGCUCGCCAGAGAGGCGCAGAUUUUCACGAGAUCGAGACCGCGAUACUGACCGCUCGCGUCGUAGGAGUCCUUAAGCUUGAUAUAUGUUGUCGCUAAAUUGUUUAAACUUAUUUUUUUGUUAAAUGUUCUGCUCUGGUUUUACGGUUUAAUAUGUGGCGGUUGCUUACAGUAAGUUAGUUUUCAUGAUCGCUCCAUCAGGAGCGCCGUAUUCCUUGUUUUAGUUAUUUAAGCGUAAAAUUUUCAAACUAUGCCCGUAUGCGGAAUUAAACUGUACAGUACAGUA